Messenger RNA from Dimorphilus gyrociliatus, 1661 nucleotides. NCBI's taxonomy places the organism in Eukaryota, Metazoa, Annelida, Polychaeta, Dinophilidae. The record is from the annotation of a GenBank genome assembly.
ACUCUACACUAAACCGAAAACAGCACAAAAUGGCGAAUUUGACGACAGUUACAAGAAUUAGUCAGGAAAAGCAUCCUAGAAACAUAUCUAAGCACUUAAACUAUGGGACAGCAGGCUUUAGAUCACGGGCAACAGAAUUGGAUCAUAUUCUUUAUCGAAUGGGCGUAUUGGCUGCUUUAAGAUCGAAAUCAAAGGACGGAGACACUAUUGGCGUUAUGAUAACUGCCUCCCACAAUCCGGAAGAGGAUAAUGGAGUUAAGUUGAUAGAUCCCUUGGGAGAGAUGCUAGAAAGUUCGUGGGAAAAACAUGCAACCUGUCUAGCCAAUGCAGGUGAUGAAGAAUUUCAAGUAGUUUUAAGUGAAAUUGUGGAAACCUUUAAAAUUGAUAUGAAUUGUAAAUCAUCUGUAGCUAUUGGAAUGGAUACUAGAGCUAGCAGCCCAGGCCUCAAUACUGCUGUCGUUGAUGGCGUAAAGUCUGUGGAUGGGCUUUGUUUUGAUUAUGGUACAAUUACUACUCCCCAAUUACAUUAUAUGGUUCGAUGCAUCAACACAAGAAACGCCUAUGGAAUGGCAACGAUUGAAGGAUAUUGUAAUAAAUUAAGCAAAGCUCUAAAGAAUAUUUGGCAAAAUCAAGGUGAGAGAAAAGUGUAUAAACCUCAUAUCAUUGUUGAUUGCGCAAAUGGAGUUGGGGCCAAACGCUUGAAAGAUAUCGCUGAAAGAUUCGACAAAAUUUUAUCUAUAGAAAUUCGGAAUGCUGGAGAGGGAAAAUUAAAUUACAGAUGCGGAGCCGACUAUGUUAAAGUUAACCAAAGAGGUCCGGAAGGGAUAGAUUGCAUAGAGGGACAAAAAUAUGCCAGCUUCGACGGAGAUGCUGAUAGAAUAGUUUUCUACUACACAGAUAAAGAUAAUAUUUUUCAUUUAUUGGACGGUGAUAAAGUUGCUACCUUAAUAGCAAGUUAUUUGAUAGGUUUGAUUCGAAAAUGCGGAUUGGAAUUAAACCUUGGUAUAGUACAAACUGCAUAUGCCAACGGUAACUCAACUGCCUACAUACAAGAUGAACUGAAAGUUCCCGUUGCCUGCGUUUGUACAGGGGUAAAACACCUUCACAGAAAAGCUCUAGAAUUUGAGAUAGGCGUAUAUUUUGAGGCGAAUGGGCACGGAACAAUUCUGUUCAGUGAUAGCGCCUUGUCGAAAAUAGAGUCUUCUUGUAGUUCAAGUUCAAAUGAAAGUGAAAAACUCUCGGCUAAUGAAUUAAGAACCUUUGUUGACCUAGUUAAUCAGACGGUUGGGGAUUCUAUAUCGGAUAUGUUAAUUGUUGAGACUAUUCUUAGAGAUAAGGAUUGGGAUGUUGCUGAUUGGGAUAAAUCAUAUAGAAAUUUAGCAAAUAGGUUAUUAGUUGUAAAAGUUAAUGAUAGAAGCGUAUUUGAGACUACGAAUGCUGAAAGGACUGUUAUAAAGCCAACGGGACUUCAAAAGGCUAUAGAUGACCAUGUUAAGCUAUUCCCAAAUGGACGAUCGUUUGUCAGACCCUCGGGUACUGAGGAUGUAGUCAGAAUUUAUGCUGAAUCGGAUACUCAAGAAAAUGCUGACCAGUUAGCUUUAGCAGUUGCUAAGAGUACUUAUGACCUUGCCGGUGGGACUGGUAACUUACCAACUUUAUAG